AUGAAGACAUUUUCUAGUUCUGCAAUCAACAAAAAGGGCAAGAAAUUUGCCCCCAAGGCGAAGUUCGCCCCUCAGCGCCGACCGCAAGCCGUGACUUCUACAGCUUCAAUACCACCCCCUUCACCGUCGCCUGCUGCACCUGAUAAAGCCCCUAUAGAUUCAGCUGCCAUUGGGAAUAAUGCGCGACCCGUAAUUGAGAACAAUGUCCGACCUGAAGGCACUCGGUCGGUAUCAAUCGCGCCUCCUACACCCAUUCCUACACCCGAGCCAGCAUCCGUCGAAGAAGUUGCUGUUGUGGACACUAUCGAGCAGCCUAGAGUUACAACCUCAAACGAAAAUAUUGCGACAGCGCCAUCUCCUGCUAUUUCCGAGAAAUCAUUUGUCCCUGAAUCUGCUGUCGUCAAUACAAUUGAACAGCCUGAAGUUAUAACCGCUAGUGAACAGAAUUUGACAGCAUCCUCUUCUGUUGCACGCGAACAAGCAUUCAUUCAAGAAUAUGCUGCUGUGGAAAGCAUUGAACAGCCUGAAGUUAUAAACUCACGUGAACGGACUGCGACAGCACGCUCUACCCCCCAGUCGACGUCACAGAAGCGAAAGCGAUCCACUGCAACAGAUUCCAUUCGAGCUACUUCGGCGAAACGAGCUACUCCAGCAAGACGUCCUCGCCCGAAGCGUGAAUCCACACCCGAAGCGUCCGAGGCAGUGGAACUCAUUACCAACGUUAUAAAAAUGUCAGAGCUUUGCAAGGACCCAAAGACUGGCAAGAAAUCCCAACGCGAGAUUGAAUUACGCAAACAUGAAGCCGCCGCACGGGAGCGCAAAAAUAAAAAGGAGGAUCGUCCAGCAUCGAUCAAGCCGGAUAAAGUUGAAAAAACAGAGGAAUCUAAACCAACUGGUCCUCAAAUGCGCAUUGUGAAUGGACAAAUCGUUCUUGACAACACUUCGCUCGAGGUGGACCGUCAUAGGGAUGCUGAUCGUAACAUGGAUGAUCUUGAAGAUGUUGUGGAAACGCAGCUUACACGCAAAGUUAAUCAAGCUACAUAUGGAAAACGAGCUAAGCCAGAGGCUUGGGAUGCAGAGCAAACAUCCUUGUUCUACCGCGGACUCCGCAUGUUCGGUACAGACUUUUCACUUAUCAACAAAUUGUUCCCUGGCCGUACGCGCCGAUCGAUAAAACUCAAGUUUAAUAACGAGGAGCGACGCCACCCUGGUGACAUUAAUGAGGCCCUGAUGGGUCCCCGUGAGGGCAUUACUAAGGAAGAUUUCUCGUUGUUGACCAAUACAACUUAUGAUGAUCCCAAAGAGUUCCAGAAGGAACUUGAUGCCGAAGAGAAGAAGAUUAAAGAGCGAUAUGCUGAAGAAAUGCAAAUUGAGGAGGAUGGUCUGCUCAACAAAUGA
This is a messenger RNA of Penicillium taxi, 1398 nucleotides long. Its product is annotated as transcription factor TFIIIB subunit BDP1. The coding region runs from base 1 to 1398 and encodes 465 amino acids. Lineage: Eukaryota; Fungi; Ascomycota; Eurotiomycetes; Eurotiales; Aspergillaceae. Gene Ontology annotation, cellular component: transcription factor TFIIIB complex. The transcript has 2 exons. The record is from RefSeq and is a predicted model, not a curated record. Gene Ontology annotation, biological process: RNA polymerase III preinitiation complex assembly. Gene Ontology annotation, molecular function: TFIIIC-class transcription factor complex binding.